Messenger RNA from Anolis sagrei ordinatus, 1863 nucleotides. It is a transcript of the gene IDS, whose product is annotated as iduronate 2-sulfatase. Gene Ontology annotation, cellular component: cytoplasm. Gene Ontology annotation, molecular function: iduronate-2-sulfatase activity. The record is from RefSeq and is a predicted model, not a curated record. NCBI's taxonomy places the organism in Eukaryota, Metazoa, Chordata, Lepidosauria, Squamata, Anolidae.
UCCGGGUGCGGGUCCGGCUGCGGGGCGAGCAUGGGUCCCGGCUUGGCGCUGGGGCUCUUGUCCACGGCCGGCCUCCUGCUGGCUUUGCAAGCCUCCCCGCCAGGUGGCAUGAACGUCCUCCUCGUCAUCGCCGACGACCUGCGCCCCGCCUUGGGGUCCUACGGGGACAAAGUGGUGAAAUCCCCCAACAUCGACCAGCUGGCCUCCCGGAGCGUCGUCUUCCAAAACGCCUUCGCCCAACAAGCGGUCUGUGCCCCAAGCAGGGUGUCUUUCCUGACCGGGCGAAGGCCGGACACCACCAGGCUUUACGACUUCAAUUCCUACUGGAGGGCGCAUGCGGGAAACUACUCCACGUUGCCGCAGUAUUUCCAGGAAAAUGGCUACAUCACCAUGUCCGUCGGGAAAGUGUUUCACCCCGGGAUUUCCUCGAACCAUACCGAUGACUAUCCAUACAGUUGGACCAUUCCGGCUUUCCAUCCUUCCUCUGAAAAAUAUGAAAACACGAAGGUUUGCAAAGGGGCGGAUGGGAGCCUCCACGCCAACCUCCUUUGCCCCGUGGACGUGUCAGAGAUGCCCGAGGAGACUUUGCCGGACAUCCAGAGCACCGAAGAAGCCCUCCGUCUCUUGGACAUCGUGAAAGAGCAUGGCCGGAAAUUCUUCCUCGCCGUCGGAUACCACAAACCUCACAUCCCAUUCAGAUAUCCCAAGGAAUUCCUCAAGCUGUACCCCUUGGAAAACGUCACGCUGGCCCCGGAUCCGGACAUUCCCAAAGAGCUCCCUUCUGUGGCAUACAACCCCUGGACGGACAUCAGGCACCGGGAAGACGUGGCAGCCCUCAACAUCAGCUUCCCUUAUGGGCCGAUCCCGGAAGACUUCCAGCGGCGGAUUCGCCAGAGUUACUUUGCCUCCGUCUCUUACUUGGACAUGUUGGUUGGGAAGCUUCUGAAUGGCUUGGAUGAUGAAGGCCUCUCUCAUAAUACCAUUGUGGUGUUCACGGCUGACCACGGUUGGUCCUUGGGCGAGCAUGGCGAAUGGGCCAAGUACAGCAAUUACGACGUCGCGACCCGCGUCCCGUUGAUGUUCUACGUGCCCGGAGUGACCGCGCCCACCCCGCGCCCGGGAGAAGACGUCUUCCCUUUCAUCGACCCUUUCACUCAGGUUUCCCGGCCAGCGCACCAAGGGCAUCCUGACGCAACGGUGGAGCUGGUGUCGCUCUUUGCCACGCUGGCGGAGCUUGCAGGGCUGCCGGCUCCUCCCCCGUGCCCGCAGCCCUCCUUCGGGGAGACCCUGUGCGUCGAGGGGCAGAGCGUGGCUCGGUACUUCCCGCCGGGCCAAGUGGGAGGAGAGGACGCGGCCGCCGACCCUCCGAUCGCCCUCAGCCAGUACCCUCGCCCCGGAGACACCCCCGGCUGGAACUCGGACCUGCCGGUGCUCCAGGACAUCCGCGUGAUGGGCUACUCCAUCCGUACUGCGGAUUACAGGUGCACGGUGUGGUUUGGCUUCGACCCCAACAACUUCACGGUGCACCUGAGGGACGUCCACGGCGGGGAGCUCUACUUCACCGAGAGCGACCCCAACCAAGAUCACAACAUGUUCAACAACCACACACACCGUGGUCCCCUGAUCCAAAAGCUUUGCAAGAUCUUGGAGCGUUGAACCGGGAACCAGUUUCCUACCUGCGCGGGAUUUAGAGCUACGUUAGUUCUACCAAUACAGAGCUUUGUGUCAUACACAAGGAGGGCUCCUCAACCAGAGUUCACUUUCUGCUACAGAUUGUAAAAUAUUGAGGCGUUACUGAUUUUUCUACAAAACGUGAAUUCAGUAUUCAUUAGUCUUUAUCUCUAUCAAUAAAAAUGUAAUGUU